Messenger RNA from Manihot esculenta (cassava), 1496 nucleotides. RefSeq lists its product as uncharacterized. The transcript has 7 exons. The record is from RefSeq and is a predicted model, not a curated record. Gene Ontology annotation, molecular function: S-adenosylmethionine-dependent methyltransferase activity. Lineage: Eukaryota; Viridiplantae; Streptophyta; Magnoliopsida; Malpighiales; Euphorbiaceae. Bases 578 to 1237 code for a protein of 219 amino acids.
GAAGUGCUAAAAGGAACCCCUUUUCACAAAUUCUGUUCAAUCUCACAUAUCUUUUACAUCUAGAUAUAUAUUCUGAUAAAUAGUUCUCUGUACCCAUCUCUCUAUCUGUACCCCCUCGCUGUUUUCUCCUGGCAAGAGAGGAAAAAGAGCUGUCCAGGUAGAAAAUCAAUCAGCUUUGAGGGCAUUGGGCAAGAAAAAAAAUCUUCUGAGAGAUGUGCACAACUCUUGCUACUAUGAGGCUUUUGUUAACCACUGCAUCCACUACCUCUCUCUUUUCUUCUUACUCUUUAGAUUUCCCCUCUAAUUUCCUUAAAACAGGAAACCCUAUUCUCAACCAUACAUGUCCCGCCAGAAGGAAGCUCCCAUCGCUCUCCAAACUGACGCUUUUAGCUUUGUGCUUAAGCAGAAGAAGUAGCAGGCCAAGGUGUGUGCAGGAAGAAGGCAUAGGAUGGUUUUAGAUGUAGCGUACCGGCUAUUAUCUAUAGAUUUUUUACCCUCCCAUUACCGUUACACCAUUAUAUAAAUAGGAAGAAAGUUUUGUUAUUUGAACAGUCAUUACAGCUGCUAUAUAACGAUAAUGUUGCUUUGUGGGCAUAUGAGAAGAGAUGAAGAGGUGGAUUGGUGGAAAACUGAAGAUGAGAGUAUGUCGUCCAUGUUUGGUUCUGAUGAAGAUACUGGCAACCAAAUUCCAACCCAAGCCCAAUCUAUUGUUGAAGGAUCGAGUACAGUUGUGGUGUCAGAGUAUAAGCCUGUUCCUGAUGUAGAUUAUUUACAGGAGUUACUAGCCAUUCAACAACAGGGACCUAGAUCUAUUGGCUUUUUUGGGACACGAAAUAUGGGAUUCAUGCAUCAAGAACUCAUUGAGAUUCUUAGUUAUGCUCUGGUUAUAACAAAAAAUCACAUUUUUACAUCAGGUGCAUCAGGGACUAAUGCAGCUGUUAUCAGAGGUGCUUUAAGAGCUGAGAAGCCAGAGCUGCUUACGGUCAUCUUGCCUCAAAGCUUGAAAAAGCAACCACCUGAGAGUCAGGAAUUAUUGGCAAAAGUGCAGAAUGUGAUAGAGAAGCCUCACUAUGAUCAUCUACCACUGAUUGAAGCCAGCAGGCUGUGUAAUAUGGACAUAAUUUCUCAUGUACAACAAGUAAUUUGCUUUGCCUUUCAUGAUAGCAAGUUGCUAAUGGAAACUUGUCAAGAAGCCAAAAACCUCCGGAAAAUUGUGACUCUCUUUUACCUGGACUGAAGCAAUGGCUUAAUUUGUCAAUAUGAUGAUUUAAAGGGGAGACAGAGAGAGAGAGGGAGGGAGAUUUUGCUUAUUAUUUUGUCUGUAAAUUAGGAGAUGAAUUGGGAAAUUGCUUUGCAAAUUGUAACACAGCUACAGCCACAGGCACAGGUGAAGGGAGCCAAUUUGCUCCUCUUCAUUGGAAAGAUGAGAAAUAGUUCCUCAUUCGCUAUUUUUAGAUAAAGACAUGGGAAUAAGCAAAUCUAUUAUUCAAAUUCAA